UCACUACCGACGGGUGGUUUGGGAAAUCUGAGAACAUCGUGUUUUUCUCGCUUCAAAAACUCAUGUCGGAACAUGAGCGACACCGGAUUUACGAUAUCCUCUACAGCGGGACCAUCGGCUAUGGGAAGAUUCUCAGUUACAUCAUGAAUUUGUAAUGCAAGAAUGGCAAAAGUGAAAGGAGGAAGUAGAUUCUUGCGCCUUUUGCAUUACAGAUUUUGGCGGACAGAUUGUUCUGGCGGUAUUUAGCGCAGCGAGAAGUUGGCAUGCGAAGAAGGCUUGAUCGUGUGACGAGUGAUAGUCUUUUUGCAUGACAAAUCAUGAGAGUGCAACGCCUGAGAACCGCAUAUCGGCCCGGCAAACCACCCGAUCCGGGUGUCGAGGUCCAGUGUGUCGCCCCGAAGACGGACCUGGAAGUCCUACUACGCCGCACCGAGCACGUAUGACACUGCACAACUCCCCCUCCCUCUCAUGUGUAUCGCAUGAACAGCAAUACAAACGCCAGCGACCCUGGAGCCCGUGCAUUGCAAAUUUAUGUGCCUACUGUAGUACUGUUUGGGUUUUCGAAAUUUCUCAUGCAAACAGAGCCACAGGGAAGCGAGAGCGACUGGAUUUGGGAUUUUGCAUGACAAGUGAGGGGGAGGGAAAGUUGUGCACUGUCAUAGCACGCCCGGGAACGUGACUACCCCGAUGGAGGGCUAUCCUGUGCAAAAGUAUCGUACUCAUACAAAUGCAAGUCUUGCAUUACAAAUCUUUUUUCCAAGGCAAAUAUGCAUUACAAAUGCUGAGGAAAUUUCAAUUUGCAAUGCAUUUAAAUCUAUACGAAUGCGAUACCUUUGCAAUGCAUAAGGGCUACGUCGAGCAGUGGAACUCUCUCGUAUCGCCUUCCGCUUCUUACCCAACGGAUUCUUACACAACUCGAGUAGGGAGCAGUAGUUCGACUGUGCCUCCCUCUGUUGAGAGCAGUAGUGGCACAAGAACUGCUGCAGCUGGAACAGGUUCUACUUCAUCCGCCCCAAGAAGUGCUAGUACAACGUCGCGCUACAUUAACGGUUGGGCAAUCCACGACAAGGUUUCGCUUGCGGGCAGCGUGGUCAAUCUCGAG
Amoebophrya sp. A120 is the source of this 1102-nucleotide messenger RNA. The record is from the annotation of a GenBank genome assembly. Lineage: Eukaryota; Dinophyceae; Syndiniales; Amoebophryaceae.